Molecule: messenger RNA, 1482 nt
Organism: Bursaphelenchus xylophilus (pine wood nematode)
Lineage: Eukaryota; Metazoa; Nematoda; Chromadorea; Rhabditida; Aphelenchoididae
Source: the annotation of a GenBank genome assembly
AUGGGAUGUGCCGAAUCCAAAGAUGACAAAUUCGAGAAGAUUGGGGGCGAUAACAAACCCAGCUACAUCGCCAUGGCGCUGCUCAAUGUAAGUUUAAUUUUCACUGUUAUUACGGUAGCUUUUUCGGUUUAAAUUGAAAAAUAAUUUUUUUCCUUGAAUUUCGAAGUUUUUCAUAUUUUUUAUUUCCAAAAUGAAAUUUUUAAAUUGAAUGGCUUUUGUAUUAUGUAACGAACAUCCGUAAGGAGUCAUUUUUAAAGCUCAAUGAGACUUCAGGACGUCUGGUUAACGGAGAAAUUACUUUUGACAUAGCGAGGUUAGGUACGUGAAUGACCGGUAAAUUAAAGGGGAUAAAACAAAGAGUAGGGAGAGUGGGAAUAAGAGUAUAAAUUGUUUGGUAAGUAUGUCUUGGAGGCUAUAAUUAACUGUAUUUUGAUUUAUAUACACAAUAUGUAUAAUAAAAUUUGUAAAGUCAGAGUAAAAAAUGGAAAUUGUCAUCAUUUUGAUGCAUAAAAUUUUUGUUGAAUAUCUUGCUUGUCCCUGCGAAGCGGAACCCGAAAUUUUCAGAAAAUGAAAUUUGGCCAAAGAAAACACAGGACAUGUGAAGAGGAUCAGUCGCAUUCUCUCAUGUCAACUUUGACUUUUCGCCGAAAACCCCGAAAAAAUAGAACAAAGGUUGAUUUUUAGAAGAGAUCCUCUGAAACUAUGCCUUUUUUAGUCAUCACACAAUAAUUUUCAAGUUGAUUUUCAACCAUAAUAAUGUUUAUUGCCGCUUUCCUUGCCAGCCAUUCUUCCAUCAAAUAUGGAAUUAUACAUAUAUUAUAGAUUUUUGUUUUCAAAACAAAUCCUUCAUGAUGCAUUGUCGAGGGAAUAAGAGAUGACAAUAGUACGUGGACAGGGAAGUAAAUAUGCUUAGCGUGAUCUGGGCCUCUUGCUGUUUCCCGAAUGCUUGAAUAAUUACAAAAACAAUAAUUUUAUACCGAACCUAAAAAAGCUAGACAAAAACCGAAAUUAAAAUUUUCUCAGUGAUAUUACAAUAUGCAAGAUUUUUGGUGUGCUUUCCGAAAAAAAUAAUAGCGAAACUUUCUUUUCACCGCAAAAUCGACAAAGAAAAGAAAACAGUUUCUUUCUCUGCCAUCUCUCUUCACUUUCUAUAGUCUUUCGUCUGUAAAGAUCGUCUAACUUUCCGGGGGUUGUAAAGCAUGAGCUAAAUCUUUCUAAAGUAAUUAUAUAUCCCAUGUCAAAGGUGUUAUUCCAAAGUUUCGGACUUUAUUUAUAAAAAGUUUAAAUCAUCAAAACCCCUCAUAUUUUCAGGCUAAUCAUGCGGCCGCGAUGAUGGCUUCCUACCAAUCCAACCCCAGCCAAUUGGACCCCGACACGGCCGAUGAUUUAAUACGAAAAGCGAAGAACGACGGCCAGACGGUCUCCGUCGUCAACGGCUGUCUUUAUCUCGACUACAAAUUCGCUGGAUUCAUGCCAACUUGA